AGUUACAAAGACCUCGAAACUUUCUUACGUUUUUAAAUUCAAGUUUUUCUAGUUUUCUAGGUUUAGAUGUGACAGAUGAAAUGCAUAAAUGAUGUGUAGUGAACGUUAUAAAAUAAAGCGUUAACGUUUGUGUGAAGAACUGUUAAUGCGACUGCAAUUUUAAGUAAUAUAAACGAUGGUGCCUCAGCAGCAAAGGCGAAGGCGUCGACGGGCAGUUUUGUCUCGAAAUGCUGAAAAAAGGGUGGUUGUUGCGAGAGGUGCUGGUGGCUUUGGUUUUACAAUAGCAGGACAGCGACCGUGUGUAGUAUCAGCAGUCGCAACAAGUGGUCCCGCAGAAAGAGCGGGUUUACGAACUGGCGAUGCAUUGUUAGCCGUGGAUGGGACGAGUGUCGCUCGGUCGCCUCACGCGUCCGUCGCGCGGAUGAUAGCAGCUGCUGACGGGCCGAUAGCUCUAACUGUGGCUCCUAGGGAAUCACCUCCGACUGAUACAGAAGACACUGAACCAGAAGAACGUGCUAGAACACGAAGACGGUAUCCGCCUCCACGCCGGAGGCCGCAGCCUGCUGUGCUUCAUCAUCCAGGUUGCCAUGCAGCACCGAGUACUUCUGGUAUCAGUGAAAUUUUGCAAAACUUAAGUCGCGCUCAACUCGCACCUAACCAAGCGGCGCGUCUAGAAUGUCGAGCAGUUGUCGGCUACUUGGGGACUAUAGAAACUCCGCAAGCCGCUGCCAGCGGUGCGCCUGAGAACGUACGAAAUGCAGUGAGGAAGCUUCGACAAGAGAGAAGAGCAGCGACACCUGUUUUGUUAUCAGUUCUGCCAAACGCACUAUUACUGCGACGCCCAUCAGGCCAAGUUCUUGCUCAGUAUCAACGAGAGAGAAUUGUUUAUGCCGGUUGUGGUUCCGAUGCCGAUAGGCGAUUCUUCGGCUUAGUGACGGCUGCAGAAAUAACAGACUUAGAAGCCGAGGCGUCCCACUCCAGCCACGUAUUUGUAGUCGACCCAAGAAUAGCGGAACACGAUGCCCACGUCAGUAGAGCGCGUGAAUUUCAAAUUGCCUGUACACGAGAUCCCGUAGCAGAAAGAUGCUUAGAGUUUCCACCAUCUGCUGAAUAUGUGGUGGGUGUUAUACGAGGAAUGUAUUCUCUUCCGCCUGAUGAUUGUUCGAGUCCUGCGUUGCAACAGAUAUCGAAAUUGGCAGUGAAAGGUGAUAGCCCAGCUUUAGGAAAUUUCUCAAGAGGCAAUCGACCCGUGUUUAGACCCUUGCGCGAAAGGAGACCGUGCAGACACGAAGAAGUUAGAAUGGAGCCAGAAUUUGUAGCUAAUUCUCCACAGCCAAGUAAUCAUAGCGAAAUAACAACCACGUCAAGUAAUAGCGACUCCGGCAUCGGGUUUCAUAAUGAUUGCAGGAACAUUGCAGAUAGAAUUCUCGUGGUCGAUUUCGCUAACCAACCAGCACCAGGGCGGUUCCGCCAAGAAAUGCCCAGAAGGCCUUUAGGUUUGGUUGGUUGUAGCAGCUUCGAUGCUGACGGAUCUUUUCUUUCUAACACCACGCCCGUAGUGGAUGGCUUCAGUGGUCAAGGCAGACCGUUGAACUUGGAUGACGUUAUACUGAACGCGAAUGAUCUGGCCCGACAUGUCAGUCCACGCAACGAAGACGAUAACUACAAUUAUAACAACAUAUACGGAAAUGUACCAUCCAGCUCUCGAUAUAACGGUGUUGUUUACGAUCAGGUUUACACAGAGAAUGAAGGGCAUUACGAAUUUAUACCGCAAAACUUGGAUAUGGAUGAAAUAGACAGAGUAGCUGAGACAUUUAACUCUGUUGAAAUAUACGAGGAGCGGGCGAGACAUCCUGAUUACCAUUCGAACGAAUCUGUAGAGAAUGUGACUGUUAUAUCGGGUACAAGUAAAGUGAGCGUGGACUCGGUGUCCGUGUAUUCUUCGAGGAGUCAUGAGGAGGCGAGGCCAUCUAGACGAAAACACUUGCAGGCGUCUUUAGAUGAUAUGCUGGUUCUUGGAAUGCGUGAUCCUCAGCCUGUUGAGGAUAAGGAUGAUGGGAAGUUCUUGCAUCCUGCUAGUGUUAAGUGUAAGGUGCGCAAAUCGCUCAAGCCCCUCAACAUAAUAACGAAAACGAAGCACAUACUGAGCGGCAAGAGCGACAAGCCGAAGGGCGGGCGGCGGCGCUCGCUCAGCGCGGGCGCGGACGCGGCGCCGCCCGGCGACGCGCUGCCGGCCGCCGCCAGCGAGCCCGACCUGCGGGACGCGCAGAGCGAGCAGUCCUCCCCGUUCCGCCGCUGGACCACGGGCAGCGGCGCUGGUAGCUCCUACAGGCACCACGAACAUCGCAACAUUUAUAAUAAGCAAAUGAGCGAAGGUUCAAGCCCGGGGAGUGUGAAGGCAGGCGGCGGUGGGGGCGCGGGCGGCGGCGGCGGGGGCGGGGUGGCGCGGUGGUCGCUGGGGCUCGAGCACCUGCUGGCGGACCGCGCGGGGGCUGCGGCGUUCGCGCACUUUCUCGAUAAGGAGUUUGCCGCUGAAAAUAUUAGGUUCUGGUGGUCGUGCGAGCAGUACCGCACGUGCGCGGACGGCGAGGAGGCGCGCGCGCAACUCGCCAACGAGAUCUGGCAGCGGCACCUCGCGGACAAGGCGCCGGAGCCGAUCAACGUGGACGCGGCCGCCAAGCGCGCCGCGGCGCUGCGCCUCGCCCAGCGCCCGCUGCCGCACGACCUGUUCGCUCAGGCCCAGAAGCAGAUAUUCAACGUGAUGAAGUUCGACAGCUACCCGCGCUUCCUGCGCUCGGGCGUGCACGCUGAGUGCGCGCGCGCCGACCUGCGUGGCCUGCCCUGCCCGUACGACGCCGCGCCCAAGCUCAAGAAGUCGCCGUCCAACGCGUCGGAGCGGCGCCGCUCGGGCGGGCUGCUGGGCUGGCGCCGCCUCGCCGCCGGCGCCGCCGCCGCGCGCGAGCGGACCGACGACGAGCCGCCCGUUACCGACGUGGUAACGGCGAGUCAAACGAAUGGGUGUUCCCUGUGCCGGGUGGUGUUGCCGGGCGGAGCCACCACGGUGGUGGGCGUGGACAGCAACCUGACCGUCAGGCGGCUGGUGGACCGGCUGCUGCAGAAGAGGAACUUGCUGUGCACCGCAUACGAUGUUCUGCUUGAAGAGCAGGGCGCGUCCCGCGUGGUGGACGCGGAGGCGGCGUCGAGCGUGCUCGGCGGCAAGUGCGCCGUCGUGGAGCGGCGCUGCGUCGUGCGCGUGCAGGUGGGCGCGCGCGGCGUGCUCGUGCGCUGCCGGCCCGCGCGCCGCCUGCGCCACGUGCUGCGCCCGCUGCUGGCGCGCUACCCGCCCGCCGCGCCGCCCCGCGCGCCGCCCCGCGCGCGCCCGCUGCCGCCCGACACGCUGCUGCAGGACUUAGACGGAGCUCGUCUCCAGAUCGUGGAAGUGGGGGAGGGGGACUGGCAAGCCGUGCUGGUGAGCGAACCGCGAGGCGAGGGGGGCGAGGGGCGCGACGGGGCGGGGGGCGAGGGGAGUGAGGGGGGCGACGACAGCGGGGAGGGGGACGCCGACUCGCUGGCUGACCUGGCGCUGAGGCACGAUGAGGACACCUUGAGCAUAGACCGCAAUUCAGGCAGCUCAGGCGGCUUCCCCGACACCAUGUCUAUCAGAAGCAGCGGACCCCUGCCCCCGUCGGGGCCCUCGCCCCUUGGGCCCCAGCCCCACGGGCCCGCCAACCGCGUGCGCGCCACGCUACGACCGGGGCCCCCGCUGCAUCACCACCCACCUGAUUUCCUUGAGAACCUCCGCGAAACGCAGCGGCAGCGGUUGCAACCGCGCACGCCACCGCCGCUACCGCCCAAACCGACUCACCGACCAGCGCCCACACUCGUCUGACGUGACCGUAGACAAGAGCGAGUCGAAGAAUCAUUGUGGCACAUGAAUUGUGUGACCAAUAGUUGCACAUUAGUUGUGUGACCAUAGACAAGUCGAACAAGUUACACAUUUACUGUGGGAAAUGGAACCAUAGACAAGUCGUGCGAGCUAUGGAAAUUCAUGCAUAUGAAUGAAAUGACUCCAUCGAGCAUCUGUGACUUCAUGUUCUUUCGUUUAUAAGAAUUUGUUGUGAGAGAGAAGUGGAAAA
Zerene cesonia (dogface butterfly) is the source of this 4136-nucleotide messenger RNA. It is a transcript of the gene loco, whose product is annotated as regulator of G-protein signaling loco. Gene Ontology annotation, biological process: signal transduction. The transcript has 13 exons. The coding region runs from base 176 to 3889 and encodes 1237 amino acids. NCBI's taxonomy places the organism in Eukaryota, Metazoa, Arthropoda, Insecta, Lepidoptera, Pieridae. Gene Ontology annotation, molecular function: GTPase activator activity; protein binding. The record is from RefSeq and is a predicted model, not a curated record.